This is a messenger RNA of Zasmidium cellare ATCC 36951, 4566 nucleotides long. RefSeq lists its product as uncharacterized. The coding region runs from base 1 to 4566 and encodes 1521 amino acids. Gene Ontology annotation, biological process: negative regulation of transcription by RNA polymerase II. Lineage: Eukaryota; Fungi; Ascomycota; Dothideomycetes; Mycosphaerellales; Mycosphaerellaceae. Gene Ontology annotation, cellular component: chromatin; Sin3-type complex. Gene Ontology annotation, molecular function: transcription corepressor activity. The record is from RefSeq and is a predicted model, not a curated record. The transcript is spliced from 5 exons.
AUGGAGCACCGCAGCUGGGGUCACCAGCAGCCUGGCUCUGGCAACCCUCACGGCGACCCAUCGCAGUCACAGGGGGCUCCCCGAGCAGGACCUAACUAUGGACCCGGUACACCACAACACAAUCCGCAACAUUCUCCACCAUCAGGUGCUAAUGGCCUGCCACCACCCGGUGGACCCUUCCCUCCUUUUCAUCAGCCUGCGCAUUCCCUCGCCAGCCUCGCCGGUUUGAGCCAGUCGUCGCCGAGACAGCCUCCUCCCCAGCAACACCGGCCCGAAGAGCCCGAUUCGCGUCCACCUCCUGGUUUCGGCCUUCCAAGUCUCAGCCAGGCGACGGGUCAGUCCAAUGUGUUGGCUGACCGCGAAAGAAGGGAGCGAGAAAUGGAAAGAAUCCACAUCAAGGAAGAGGAGGAUCGGAGACAUCGAGAACAUGAGCGACAGCGGAUGGAGCAAGCGCCGCCGCAUCAGACACCGCAAGGCCCUCCAGUGCACCUUCAUCAGCCAGUAGCUGUAGGCCCACGCACUGUACACGGCCCCAAUGGUCUGCUCGGCAAUCCGGGCAUGGGAGGGCCACCUCCACAGCCGCAUCUACCUUUGGGAGCUCCCUCUGGUCCGGGAAACAUCUUCGCUGGGGGCCCUGUUCAACCUGCACCAGGCCCAGCAGGCCAACACCCGCAAGCUGCAGGCCUCCUUUCGGGGUACGUGCAGGGGGCACCAGGCCAACCACCUCAACAGCAGCAGCAGCAACAGGCUAUGGGACAGCCUCAGGGACAAGGUCAAGGCCAACAGCCGAUCUUGAACGAUGCCCUCAGCUAUCUGGACCAGGUCAAGGUCCAAUUCCACGAGCAGCCGGACGUGUACAAUCGGUUCCUCGAUAUAAUGAAAGACUUCAAGUCGGGCGCAAUCGAUACGCCUGGUGUUAUUGGUAGGGUCAGCACACUUUUCGCAGGCAACCCAGAGCUCAUCCAAGGCUUCAAUACUUUUCUGCCUCCUGGUUACCGUAUCGAAUGCGGAACUGGCGACGAUCCAAAUGCCAUCCGAGUCACCACACCCAUGGGCACAACAGUCCAGUCAAUGCCACAGCCUCGACCGCUCAGCAGGCAGGAGGGAGGCCAGGAGGGGCUGAGGCCUGCUAAUGGCACCUUUACGCCUCAGCCUGGUGCGCAAAGCGCCCAAAUGAUGUUCAGUCCAAGUGGUCGCCCGGCUGGCCCGGCGGCGCCUAUUCAGCAGCAUCUCUCGCCCAUGGAAGCUGCGAGACAACAAGAGGAGCAGCGGGCAAUACACCAGCAGGAGCAGCGGGGGGUCAACUCUCUUCAAAGUGCUGUAUCGGCGGCCGCUGGAGGUACUGGGCUAAGAGUUGGAAUUUCGCCGCGAGCGACUCCCAUGCCUGGACAAGAUGCAGCAGCACACGACGCAGCGGCUCAGGUGGGUCUUGAGAAGCGCGGCCCGGUUGAGUUCAACCACGCGAUCAGCUACGUGAAUAAGAUCAAGAAUCGCUUCGCAUCACACCCCGACAUCUACAAACAGUUCCUCGAAAUACUCCAGACUUACCAGCGCGAAUCAAAGCCGAUCCAAGACGUCUACAGUCAAGUCACACACCUCUUCAAGACCGCACCCGAUCUCCUCGAAGACUUCAAGCAGUUUCUACCAGAAUCCGCAGCACAUGCGAAGCAAGCAGCAGAAAGAGCAAGGCAAGAGGCAGAGAACAACGUUGUAACAUCCAACGUGCGCAGUGAGGGUUUGUACAACAGUCCCGUCAUGUCGCGUGAGAUCACGACACCGGCACAUGCACGAGGUCAAAUGCCUCCGAUUGGUAACUUUGCGCCGACACCCGCAUCGAAAGACAACAAGAGAAAGAGGGAACAACGUCAAGGCACCGCGGACCGCAUGGCUGAUGGUGUCGCAGGCCCAAGCGGCAGCAAAGCGCAGUUCCCAGGGCACCCCAACAAGCGCCUGAAGACUGGACAGCAAGUCGCCAAAGGGCUAAAUGACCAGCCACCUGCGUCGCCGACCUUGACUCCACGUUUGCCGGAGCCUCUCGAGCCUACGACCACAUCGGCGGCCACCAGCGAGGAGCUCUCUUUCUUCGAUAAGGCAAAGAAGGCAAUUGGCAAUAAGAACUCCAUGAACGAGUUCUUGAAGCUCUGCAACUUGUUCAGCCAAGACCUCAUCGAUCGCGGGACACUCCUCUACCGAGCGAGAGCAUUCAUCGGUGGCAAUGCUGAGUUGAUGAAGUGGUUCGAGCAGUGGCUCGGCCAUGACGAGAAAGAUGUGAUAAUCGAGAACAAACCGCGGGUGCCUUCUGGAAGGGUCAUGCUUAGCAACUGCAGAGGUCUCGGCCCCAGCUACCGCUUGUUGCCCAAGAGAGAGCGCCAGAAGCCGUGCAGUGGCCGUGACGAGCUGUGCAACUCCGUUCUGAACGAUGAGUGGGCAUCGCAUCCUACUUGGGCAUCAGAGGACUCCGGAUUCAUCGCCCAUCGCAAGAAUCUGCACGAGGAAGGUCUGCACCGCAUUGAAGAGGAGCGUCACGACUACGACUACAACAUCGAAGCCUGCUCUCGCACCAUUCAGUUGCUGGAGCCGAUCGCGACUCAGCUGCGACGUAUGGACGAAGCGCAACAGCGGAACUAUCAGCUACCGCCAGGGCUUGGUGGUCAGAGCGAGACCAUCUACAAGCGUGUGAUCAUGAAGUUGUACGGAAGAGACAAGGGCGCGGACGUGAUUGAUAGUCUCCAUGCUCGUCCUUACCAGGUCAUUCCGGUGCUCCUAAACAGACUGAAGGAGAGACUGGAGACCUGGAAGAUGGCUCAACGCGAGUGGGAGAAGGUUUGGCGCGAGCAGACACAAAAGAUGUUCUGGAAGUCACUCGAUCACCAAGCUGCAAACGCCAAAACGAACGACCGCCGACAGUUUCAGACGAAGACUCUCCAAGCCGAGAUCCAAGUCAAACACGAGGAGAUGAAGCGGGCUGCCAAUAUCAACCCCAGCUUCCGACGCCUUCCACAGAUGGAGUUCACUGUCGACGACGUGGAUGUGUUGACGGAUGCUACCUAUUUGGUACUGGCCUACGUGGAUGCUCAUAUGGCCACGGACCAGCCAAGGCUCUUCAACUUCAUUCGCGACUUUGUCGCCUUGUUCUUCAGACUGGACGACAUUGGGUUCCGAGCCGCCAUUGACCGCCGAUUCCAACAGUCCCCCCAGAAUGAGUCGAUCGAAGACCCACCUUCUGGAGGCGAAGAUUCGGCGUCUGUCAAGUCUCGCAAAGGCGGUGCUGCUAAGAACAGCACUUUGCUUCGUGCGGCCUUGGACCGAGGCAGGACGCUCAACCGUACACGCGAUGACAGUAAUGCGUCAGAAAGCCGUGGGUCGACGCCUGACAUUGCCUCGAACGGCGACCACGUCGAGAACACCGUGGAGGACGAGACGAUGACGGAUGCCGCAGAAGAUUCGGAGAACAAAUCAGACAUCGCCACCGGACGCUGGCUCGACCAUCCUACUGACAAGAACGUCCUCGGCUCCAAGAACAUCAACCCUCAAGAACUACGGGACCGUGACGUCUUCCAUUUCUGGGCCAACACUCCAAUCUACUGCUUCAUGCGUCUGUUCCUUAUGCUCUACGAACGACUCACGAAGUUGAAGAGUGCUGAGGAUGGUGUGCGCGAGGCCGUGCAGAACGCGCAGAAGGUCAAGCCCGCCAUUGAGCUCGGCAUCGUCGACAAGCUACCCAGUGAUUACUUCAACGACACUAGCUCAACCGCCAACUACUACAAUCAGAUGCUCUCCAAGUUCGAGGAGCUUCUCAGGAACGAAGUUGAACAAACCGAAAUCGAGGAAACCUUGCGGCGGUACUACCUUCAAGCCGGCUACCAACUUUACCCGGUGGAGAAGAUUGUUAUGACGUUGACGCGCGACGCACUACAGACGAUGAACAGCGACGGCAAGGACAAGUCAGCGGAUGUCUUUGCACUUUUUAAGAAGGACCGUGUGAAGGAAAAGACCAGCGCGCAGCAGCAGACUGACUACCGCAAGGCAGUGGAGAAGAUGGUCAAGGACUCUGAAGUCUAUCGAAUCGACUUCGAUCCGACCAAUAGCAAAGUUCGGGUCUAUCUGUCCAAGCGCGACGAUCCAAUCGCUGAUGACGGUAUGACCGAGUCUCAGCGUGAGGAACUUUGGCGUUACUACAUUGCGUCCUACACAUCUGUGGACAACACGGAUGGAAUCGAGGUCGGCAAAGUCUCCUAUCCGUUCUUGAUGGGCAAUGUUCGGGUCUUUGGUGCAGAUCCUCGAUCUGAAUCGUUCCCACCAGCACCUGGACGAUUUAUCGAAGUCAUGAACGAGGAGAAGUUGGAAGUGCGGAUAGCGGUCAAUAACUACCGCGCCUUCUUCCAACCAGAGACAUUUGAGUCGUUUCACUCAAAAGACGACGAGGAUGAGAGCACAGACUGGCCUUCUCAGCGGGACGAUGUGGUCAAGGACAUCACCAUGAACAACAAUGCGAUGGUGGACAUGUCGAAGGAAGACGUGGAGAGCAAGAACUCAAAUUUCCUUUCUGUUGUGAAUAACGAGUGA